AUGAACAAAUUGCAAAGAUGGAGCAGAGUGCAAUCAAUGGUUCAAUCAUUUUGGAAACGUUGGUCAAACGACUACAUCACAUCACUUCAACAAAGAGGAAAAUGGCACAAGCAAUGUCCUAACAUCAACGUUGGUGACUUAGUCAUAAUCAAAGAAACCAAUAUUCCACCAUCUCACUGGAUGGUUGGCCGAAUCAUUCUCCUUCACCCAGGGACUGAUGGAGUAGUGCGUGUAGCCACAGUCAAGACUGCGCAAACAACACUUAAACGUCCCGUUGUUAAACUUAGUAAAGUUCCUAUUGAUUAA
Macrosiphum euphorbiae (potato aphid) is the source of this 306-nucleotide messenger RNA. NCBI's taxonomy places the organism in Eukaryota, Metazoa, Arthropoda, Insecta, Hemiptera, Aphididae. The record is from the annotation of a GenBank genome assembly.